UGUGAUCGAUAGAAUGAUAGACAUCUAUGUUGUUGGAAGGGUUGCACGUCAAGUAGAAGCUGUUCCGAGAAGGCUUGAUGAUUUUGCUCUAGCACGGGAUAUCCAGAUAAAGUAAUAAGGACUUUCGCUAAGAAUAUCAACCAGUUUGCUGAGCACAAUGAUUGAAGUUAUUGGGAACAACGGGUUAUAUGUCGUGUUGGCAAUUGUGGUCAUAGCGGUUGCCUCGCUUUUUGGCCUAGUUGUCUUUGUCAGCAAAGAAGAGAAAUUUGAAGAUGUUAUUGCAGCCCAAAAGAAAGAGCAAGAGGCUUUGAUCCAGUCACUUAAUUCAACAGCAGCAAAACCAUCAAAAUCAAAGAAGAAAUGGCAGAAAAUCAAAAAGGAGAAAUCAGUAAAAGCCCAAGAGAGAAAGGACGAGCCUGAGGCCACAGAAGAGUUAGGCCCAAGUGAAGACAUGAUGAACGAGGAAAUUGUUCUCGAACAGCUUACAGAGAUUGAAAUUCCUAAGAUUGAAACGGAGGAUAUUUCAAAAGCUCCAAAGAAAACAAAAGGAAAAGAAAAGAAGAAGAAGCAAAAGGUAGCCGAUGACAGUUCUAACCAAAAACCGAUAGUCCCUGUUGAAGAACAAAUUGUUGAGGCAGUUGAAGAAGUUGUUGAAGCUGUUCAAGAGGUUGGAGAGUUAGAGACCGUCCCUGAAUCUGCCUUCUUACAGCAAGCAGUCGAAGAAAUUCCAAAAGAACCACUUGUAUUGCAAGAACAAAAACAAACUGAAGCCCCUGUUUCCCAGAAGAAAGCCAAGAGCAAGAAGGCAAAACCUCAGGUCACAGCUGGUGGAGAUUCCACUGUAAAGAGGAUUGCAAAUGAUGUUGAGAAGGCUCAACUUACUAAUAAUGAUGUUCAAAAGUUGAUUGAUACUUUGCUAGACAAGCAGAAUGAGUUACAACAGUGGCAAAAGCCAAAUCAGAAAGCUGAUCCAAUGGAUGAGCUAAAGAAAAGAGUGAAUGAUCUUGAGCUACAGCUCAGUGAAGAGAAGAAGACGUCCCUUUCAGCUGCACAUAAAAACAAAGAGCUGAGGCAAGAGGUUCAACAAGAGAAGACUCAGCUGCAGAGAUUCCAGACACAAGCUAACCAAAAAAUAUCACAGCAGGCUAAUGAAAUCCAGGCUUUGCAAAAAAGAAUGGAAGCUACUCAAGAGAACCAUCUACGUGAGAUGCAGAAUUCUCAAGGACAAUUGCAAAAGAUGAAAGAGUUACUGGAACAAACACCAGCGGUUGAACUAACAAGGUUGCAAGAGGAAAGUUCAUUAUACAACAAUGCUUCACUCCGAAUCAAACAGUUGACUGAUGAGAAAAAUGCAUUGUUGCAAACGUCAGCAGCUUUAAGAGCAGAUCUUGAAUCUACACGUGCCAAUCUUCAAAAUUAUCACCAACAGCAGAAACAUUAUGAAGAAAAGCUUAAGGCUCUUGAAAGUGAAGUGAAAAACUUGCAGCACUCAAAGGGUGAUUCUGAAGCCGUGUACUCGAGCAGGCUGGCUGAAGUUAGCAAGCAGCUGGAACGAUCUGAAGCUGAAAACAAGAAUCUAUCAGAUAAACUUCAUCAGGCUCAUAAGAAUUUAGGAGAGACCGAAAAAUCCAGACAGGAUUUGGUUGAGAAGUUAAAUCAUGCCGCAAAGGAAACUUCUGGUGGUAAAGAGCACGAACUGAAAUUGGUUCAAACUGAAGAAGAACUUGAAAAUGUGAAAUCUGCCCUUAAAACUGCUGUAGAUAAAGUAAAGCACUUUGAAGAAACUGAAGCAAAGAAUUCUGAACUCUUGAAGAAAUUGGCUGAUGAGAAAAUUGAGCUACAGGAAAAACUGAAAAGGGAUGAGAUUAUUAUUGUUGAAAAACAGCAGUCAAAUGGAGAUGUGGCAGAUUCAGGUGUUUCACAACAGGAGCACAUGCAACUAAUAACAGAAAAAGAUAAAGUGAUAUCGGAACUCAAAGAAGAUGUCAAGUCAACAAAGGAGGAGCUUGAAAGACUCGCCAAGGUGCUGGAACAGGAAAAGCACGAAAAGGACGAAAAUGUGAAAACAUUGCAGGAGAAAUUGCAGAACCAGGAAGAGGCCAUUGCAGAGCAGAAAAAAGAAAACAAGAAAAUGGAAGAAGUUGUCGAGAUGUCAAAAAGUAAGAAUAAUGAUUUGCGAGAAAAGAAUUGGAAAGCAAUGGAUGCUUUGUCAACAACUGAAGCUAACUGCAAGAAAAAGCUGAACGAGAACCAAGAAAGAGUAUUUAAAAUGUUGAAGAAAAUUCGCCCGGAGAUAAAGCUUGAAAAAGAUAAGCCUCUUCCAGAUGUCCUUUCAUCCUUCGAAGAAGAGUUUUUAAAAUCUGAUAAGAAAAAAAGGUCACGUGAUUCUGGAUCAAGUAGCAGCUCAGGCAGUGACUCGGACAGUGAUUCGGACAGUGGCUCCAAGAGCGUCAAAAAAUUGAAGAAUGAAAACGAAAAUUUAGUGCAAAGCAAUAAAAGUCUUGAAAGUAAAUUGGCAGAUUUAAUGAAAGAGAAAUCAACUUUAGAAAAAAAUCUUGAAGAGGUUUCUGGAGAGAAGGAACAGCUAAAACAAUCUGCAGAAGAAAACAAGAGUGCGAAUGUACAAGCCCAAUACUACAAAGGCAUUCUUGAGCAAACGGAGGGAAUGCUCAAGGAGCUACAGGUUAGCGUCGAGUCACGUGUCUCCAGCUACGAAAGCAAGUUAGAAUCAAAAGAAUUGGAAUUGAAACAGGUAUCCGAGAAAGUAAAAAGACUUGAAGAAGAGAUAAAGAAUAAUGACGACAAGUCACAGCUUGAAAAAGACUUGAGCAAUAUCCAGGCAGAGCUAGAUUCAGAGAAGAAAGCUAAACACGAGCUUGAGUCAGAGCUUGAAGAGGCCAAGAAUAGGAUUCAUUUAUUAGAAGAGGUAAACGAACAUGGCCACAGUGAGGAUAGUAUUGGCCUAUCUCAGGAAUCUUUAGAUACAAGUGGAAGCGCAUCUCCUAAGAAAAAGAAAAGUAUACGCCAUGCUUUAAGCAAAGCGUUUCGUAAAAAGGCUGAAAGUCCUGAUGAGCUCAGAAGCAAAUUUGCAGCUGCGGAGGAGAAUUUAAAAAAAUUAGAGGGUGAGAAGAAGGAGCUUCUGGAUAAGUUAGGCCAAAUUUCAGAUUCGUUCAAAUCGAAGGAAGAGGAGAUCACAAAGCUUAACGAAGGGAAGCAGGCCAUAGACAAAGAAAUGAAGAAACUGCAAGAGAAACUUAAUGCAGUUAAGGAUGCAGAAAAUGUCUCGGGAAAGAGCGAUAAAGAGAAGGACAAAAUAAUUGCAAAACUGAGGCUAGAAAAUGCUGAAUUGCUGGAUGAUCUGCGCGAGGAACGGGAUAGAGUUGUUGUCGACGUUGAAUCAGUAGACUCAGAAAAAUUAAAAUCCGAACUUGAGGUGCUGAAGGACGACUUCGAAAAGGAAAAGAACACCUCUAGCAAAUUGAAUUCGUCCAUUCAAGAGCUUGAAGAACAGCUUGAGAAAAAACGGCUAGAGCUGGAUCAGCUACAGCAAAAAUAUAAGGGUGCUGCCGAUAAGUUGGUCGUUGCUGAGCAAAGGUCGAAGGAAUUAGAAUUAGCUGGUCUCACUAAAUCAGAACGGAUAGAAAAAGAGAUAGAUGAAGCCAUUCAGGGUGAUAAUUCACCAACGUCACCGCAAAGAAGCGUUGGGACGCCGCUUGUCGACCAGCUGGACGAGAUAAAACGUCAGCUCACUGAUAAGGAGAAACAACUCGACAUGGAAAAGCAAGUCAGUCAGCAGCUCCGUGCCCAAGUUGCCGCCCUCGCCUCCGAUGCAGCCCAUGGCACAUCUGUUUAGCAAACGGGUCAAUAUUUGCAGUGAUUCUGUAGAAUAAUUUGAUUUUAUAAUAAAUUUGGGAUAUUAGUUUUUUCUUAGAAAUGAAAGUUUUAGUAAAUUUCUUAUUUGGGUCUCAGAAUUAGAACCCCCCCCCCCCUAUCUUCCUUUUAGACUUCCUCCAAUGUUUUCUAUAUGUCUAGGCAACAAUAAAUGUGAGUUGUUUUAGUGUUCUUCUGUUGGAACUUUGCUUGUCACAUACAAUACUUUGUCUAAAUGCAAUUUCGCUUGCAAUUGGCUUUCCUUCCCAUCGACAUUUUGCACUGUAUGUUCUGCAAUUGUGUGAUCCGACAUUGUUUUACUUGUUGCGUUUUUGGCUGUUGAAAUAUUAGUUUGUAAUAAUUGGCAUUGUGGACUCGAAUCCGUUGUUAGGUUGUUAUCAAAUGUGAUGAUUUUUUCUUUCUUGAUUAGACUUGAUGCUAAUCCCCUUCAGAAAAAUUUAUCUUCAACAUAUUCGGUCCUUAUUAACGAAAUCGUGAAAGCAAAUAUUCUCGUAGCCUCAUCUAAAUUUUUUUCUAAUUUAUUCGACCAAUUCUAGUCUGUAACAGGGCUAUUAACGAUACAGAACUUCCCAAUUGGUUUGAGUUUCCCAAUCUGGUUGUCAAGUAUUUUUUCUGUUUCAUGUGCUGUAGCAGUUGCUUACGUUAUUUGUUCUAGUUCAGCACACAUAAGAUCUUCCAUGCAGUGUAUCUUGAACAACCCCCCGAUAUUUCCCAACAUCUUACCUUAGCUCCUAAUUAGAGUCGUGCUUAAUGUAAACAAAGAAAUUCAAUUUUUCACAAAAUACAUCAGUUCAAUC
Rhopilema esculentum is the source of this 4688-nucleotide messenger RNA. RefSeq lists its product as uncharacterized. Lineage: Eukaryota; Metazoa; Cnidaria; Scyphozoa; Rhizostomeae; Rhizostomatidae. Gene Ontology annotation, cellular component: endoplasmic reticulum membrane. The record is from RefSeq and is a predicted model, not a curated record.